Molecule: messenger RNA, 1152 nt
Organism: Opisthorchis viverrini
Lineage: Eukaryota; Metazoa; Platyhelminthes; Trematoda; Opisthorchiida; Opisthorchiidae
Exons: 3
Coding region: 294-848 (184 amino acids)
Biological process (GO): microtubule-based process
Cellular component (GO): dynein complex
Molecular function (GO): calcium ion binding
Source: RefSeq, a predicted model, not a curated record
GUGUUUCCCUUGAUCAGGGAAGUGACUGCACAUGUGGAUUUGCUUAGUCAAUUUUGUUUGUCGAGCACAUUCGCACGCCACAGCACAAGUGAACCUUUCACCGGCACCACAGUCAUCGUGCCUAUGAAUAUCAAACCGCACUCUGACGCCGCACACAGAGGAAUCCACACAACCAAUCAGACUUCCGUGAAAGAUCAUAAAACCACAAAUAUAAACUUACACCGCAAGAUGAAGUACACUCGGUAGACGUGCUGAGACCAGUGACGCCACAGCAGAUCAGUAGAAAACUACAAAUGGAAGGCAUUGAAUCAAUGAUUGACUGGUUUUUGGAGAUGGACAAGAACGAGGAUGGCGUCGUGGACUGUAAAGAAUUAGAGCAGUUCUAUGAAAGCAAGAAUCUACCUCGGGAUAAAAUUGAUGACUUCAUUAACCGAUUCGACAAAAAUGAUGAUAAUAAAAUCACAUUGGCGGAAUUUUGCCGUGGCCUUGGACUAAGGGUCGAUGAGAUAACUGCCGAAAGAAAACAGCGCAAGCAGGAUCGAGAAAACGCUGGCAAACCUCUUUCCGGCGCCAUUCAAAUUGUUUCGACAACCAUGUCAUCUCAAAAACAAUAUGAGAUCACCGAAAAGUUUAUGGAUCUAUGCAAAACUCACGGCACGGAUUCCAAUGGAAUGAAAAUUGUGGCCAAAGAAUUCAAAGCAUUCCUUGACAACCAAUACGGGCGCGUGUGGCAGUGUGUAGUACUGACUGGGUCUUAUUGGAUGCAUUUCUCGCACGAACCAUUCCUAUCGAUCCAGUUCAAAUACGACAAGUAUAUUUGUUUGGCAUGGCGCACCCCUCAGUGUUAAAACGUUUCGCCAAAAUCGAUCAUUCAAAAUUGGCCGGUGUCAUUUAGUGUGUACGAACUAUGUAAAACAGCUCUCUUUGAAGGAAAUAAAUUUACUACGAACUUGUUCUGCCUGUUUGAACUUGAAAGUCAGCGGCUGUUCACUAACCUAGUCUUUUAUUUCACGGUAUUCUGUUCGUUUUGUUUUGUAAAAACUACCCCUGUUCUCCUCUCACAGAGUUGUGGCUUGCCAUCCGAAAAGUGCACCUUUGUCCUUCCGAAUAGUUUGUUUGCUUGGAAAUAUUUUUUCCAGCACAGCGAAAAAG